Adineta steineri is the source of this 909-nucleotide messenger RNA. NCBI's taxonomy places the organism in Eukaryota, Metazoa, Rotifera, Eurotatoria, Adinetida, Adinetidae. The record is from the annotation of a GenBank genome assembly.
AUGGAUACGUCUAUAGCUACCAAUGAUGAACAACAACUUAUACAAAUGUCUGCAUUAUCACCGGAAGAGAAUCCUGUAAUUAUGCGUGAAACAAUAAAUUUAAAUAAUAAUGAAAUAAAAGAACAAACAAAAGCUGAAAUUAAACAGCAAACAUUUGUUUUACGUUUAUUUUCAUGGCCUAUACGAAUUCUAACAUCAAUACACAUACCACAUUUUUCUGAUCAUGGUUUACGUGUAACAUUUCUCUUAUUUAUUACAUUGAUUGGUUUAACUAGUUUUACAAGCGCACUUAUUAUAGGUUCAAGUGUAGUACAAUUUAAACAACAAUGUCCAUUAUAUGCAUCAUUUAAAUUUGAAAGUGUAACAAAACUAGAUAAUAAUUACACAGUUAGACUUGUACAAAAUUCAGAAAGAUUUAGUCCACCAUCAACAUGUGAUUUUUGUACAUUCUAUAAUGUAUUCACAUUUAUUUAUUGUAUUAUGACAGGAUUUUUUUUUGUAUUAUUUAAUGGUGAUCAGAGAAUUGUUAAAUCAAAUGAUCGAUGUUUAAUUAUACCAUGGUUUCCAAUAUCUAUUACACUCGGUCUUUUGGGCUUAAUUAAUGCAUCUAUAUUAACAAAUGGUUUUCUAAAAUUUUGCUCAAGUAUUACCUCACAUGAUAGUCGUAUUGAUUCAUGUACUCUAUUAAAUCGAAUUUUUUUCGAACAAUAUCCAAAUGUUUCAUCAUUCUUUAUCUAUAUGCUUAUAGCUAUUAUAGGAUCAUGGAUUCAAUUAGCAUUUUUCAUUGGUGUUAUUGCUAUUCUUUUAAUUCGUCUCGGUUCGUCAUUCGACUGGAGUAAUAAUAAUAAUAACAAACAUCUAAAUGGAAAACCAAUUAACAUAAUUAUGCAAUCCAUCGAAAAACCGUAA